GCGGAUUGCAACCCGGAGUCAGGAUUCAAUAAAUGUGUAGUCGUUUGGAAAACAGAUUGUCACGAUGACGGAGCAACCAGAUGAGUUUAUCUGGUGUGAGGACUGUGGGCAGUAUCAUGACUCUGAGUGUCCAGAGCUGGGUCCAGUGGUGACUGUACAGGACUCAUUCGUUCUCAGCAGAGCACGGUCCUCUCUGCCGGAGAGUCUGGAGAUCAGACAGGUACCAGAUGGGAAGGAGGGAGUGUUUGUCCUCCAACGUCUGGUCAAGAGGACCAGGUUUGGUCCCUUCGAGGCUAGGAGAAUAUCCCACCUGGACAAAGAAGGCCUGUUCCCUCUGAAGAUCUUCCAGAGAGAUGGCCUGGUAGUCUGUUUUGACUCAGCCAAUGAGGAUGACUGUAAUUGGAUGAUGCUGGUUCGGCCCGCCACUGACUAUCAGCACCAGAACCUGACUGCUUACCAGCAGGACGAUGAGGUCUACUUCAACACCUCACAGGAUGUGCUGCCAGGGUCUGAGCUGAGGGUUUGGUAUGGGGCCUUCUAUGCCAAGAAGAUGGAGAGGACUAUGCUGAAGGCCCCAGUCCAUCCACCUCCAGCAGUUGUGGAUACUACCUCUACCAUGCCAGAGGGGGCUUUGAAUAAAGCUGGAGUGUCACAGGCCCUAGUGGUUGGAGAGAAUGAUGCAGACCACCUCCUGAGCCACCUGCAGGAAGUGAAAGAUGUAGCCCCGCCCCCUGACGACCAGUCCCAGCAGCAGGAAGAAGCACAACUGGUAACCACUGACGACGGCCUCAGUGCUGAACCCAUCCCUGCUCCUCCUCUGCCAGCUCCCAAAAGAAGGCUGGGCAGGCCGGGGAAGAGGGCCAAAGGAGGACGGAAACCUAGCACUGCAACUAUAGCAGCAAAGAAAAAAAUUGCAGCCUUUUUGGGGCCAGCAGAGAAAGCCCUCAACACCGUCCCUGCAGACGGAGGAGAGGCCAUGCUGGAUGGCAAUGACCUGGAGAUCGGCCCUGACGGGGUGGCUGUCACCAUGCCUAGGGUGACCCGCACCCUGCUCUCAGCUGGGAUGCCUGGGUCGAGGAAGAGGUUCCUGAGGCAGGGGGGAGACCAUAAGAGGCUGUACAAGUGCACCCUCUGCAACAAGGUCUUCCAGAACAGCAGCAACCUCAACAGACACAUCCGCUCCCACGGUGAUAAGCUCUUUAAAUGUGAUGAAUGUGACAAGAUGUUCAGCCGCAAGGAGAGCUUGAAGCAGCACAUCUCAUACAAGCACAGCAAAAACGAGCCCGAUGUGGAGUACAGAUACAAAUGUAACACAUGCGACAAAGCCUUCCGUCUGGAGAAUGCAUUAGAGUUCCACAACUGUAGAACAGAUGACAAGACGUUCCAGUGUGAGAUCUGCUCCAGGUUCUUCUCCACCAACAGUAACCUGUCUAAGCACAAGAAGAAGCACGGAGAGAAGCUGUACGCCUGUGAGAUCUGCAGCAAGAUGUUCUACCGCAAGGAUGUUAUGCAGGACCACCAGAAGAGACAUACUGUGGCAAACCCAAAGCACCUGAAGAGGGAAGAGCUGGAGGCCAAUGGGGAGGAAGGGACCAAAUACAGAAAGGAGCCUUCAGCAUGUCCUAUCUGUGGCAAGGUGUUUUCCUGCAGGAGCAACAUGAACAAGCAUCUGCUGACUCACGGGGAUAAGAAGUACACCUGUGAGAUCUGCGGACGCAAGUUCUUCAGAGUGGACGUCCUGAGGGACCAUAUUCACGUUCACUUUAAGGACAUAGCCCUGAUGGACGAGCAGGAGAGGGAGGAGUUCAUCAGGAAGAUUGGCAUCUCAGUGGACAGCAGCGACGACACUGAUGAGGAGGACGAAGACUACGGACAAGAGACCCACAAGUACAGCUGCAAGAAGUGUCAGGUGACGUUCUUCAAGGGCAGAGACUACCUGAAGCACAUUAUGGACCUGCACAAAGAGAGGGGUUAUGGCUGCAUCAUCUGUAACCGGCGCUUCGCUCUGAAAGCGACCUACAACGCCCACCUGGUCAUCCACAGAGAACAGCUCCCAGACCCUGCAGUGCAGAGGUACAUCCACCCCUGUGAAAUGUGUGGCCGAAUCUUCAACAGCAUCGGCAACCUGGAGAGACACAAGGUCAUUCACACAGGGGUGAAGAGCCACGGAUGUGACCAGUGUGGGAAGUCGUUUGCCAGGAAGGACAUGCUAAAGGAACACCUGAGGGUCCAUGACAAUGUCAGAGACUUCCUAUGUGCUGAGUGUGGGAAAGGGAUGAAGACCAAGCAUGCGCUGAGGCACCAUAUGAAGCUGCAUAAGGGCAUCAAAGAGUACGAGUGUAAGGAGUGCAACCGCAAGUUUGCCCAGAAGGUCAACAUGCUGAAACACUACAAGAGACACACGGGAAUAAAGGACUUCAUGUGUGAGUUGUGUGGGAAGACCUUCAGUGAGAGGAACACCAUGGAGACACACAAGCUCAUUCACACAGUGGGGAAGACGUGGUCGUGUGCGGUGUGUGAUAAGAAGUAUGUGACAGAAUACAUGCUCCAGAAGCAUGUGCAGCUGACGCAUGAGAAGGUGGAGGCCCAGAGCUGUCACAUGUGUGGCACCAAGGUGUCCACCCGAGCCUCCAUGAACCGCCACAUGAGGCGCAAACACCCUGAGGUGGUCACUGUGAGAAUAGAUGAGUUUGACGAGCUCCAAGAAGACUCAACAAUCGAUGAGUCAAGCAUCAGCAUUGUGCAGCCCACUCUAACCCUGGAGAAGGAGGCUCUUUCUGGGGAGAGGCCCCAGCGGACCACACGGCUGCCCAGGAAGAAGCAGAAACAGCUGGAGGAGCCGGAGCUGUCGGACUCUGACGGGUAUGCUGACUUCACAGGCAAAGGAGUACAGUACACCACCACCAUAGUGGGAGAUGAGACCAGCUCUGCUGUGCAGAGUAUACAGCAGGUGGUGGUGCUGGCCGACCCCAACGUGUCAUCCGCCUCCUCCCCCAACAGCUCAGUAGGGCUGACCAACAUCACAGUGACCCCCAUCACCACCCAUGCCCCUGCCCAGUUCACCAGCCUGCAGCCUGUAGCCGUGGGCCACCUGACAGCCAGCGACCACCGGCCCCUUACUCUGGACAGCUCCAUCCUCACUGUCACCUUCGACACGGUCAGCGGCUCCGCCAUGCUCCACAACCGGCCCGCCGAGCUCACGACCGAGACGGUGGGGCCUGGCGGUGCCAGUACUGGGCCACAGUCGGUCGCCCACUUUAUCAACCUUACCACCUUCGUCAACCCAAUGGGCCACCCCCUGGAGGCCCCCACCCUGGCCUGGAGGCCUGUCACGCAGGCUGAGGGGGUCCAGGUCACCCCUGUAGCAGAGGGGGCUCCAGGUGACACCCAGGAAUCUGAGACCCAGACCUCAGAGCAGGCUAGACAAGCCCAGGCAGCACAGCAACAGCAGGCCAACACAACACAGCAGAUGUUCAGCUACUAGACUGAAGAGGGGAGGUGCUGGUCACCUCAGUCCUGGUGAAGGACAGUGGAUAGACUAGACACAUGGAAGGCCUGUGUGGACUAGAGGCCUUGAAUGCUCUCACCCAAAUGCCUAUGUUAUAUUCCCCAAAAUACACCUCUUGAAUAAGAACAUUGAUGGAGGAUGAUAGCAUUUACAUGAACCAAGAGCUACUUUCUCUUGAGUCAACGUGAGUUGUUUGUCAAAAACCCCACAGAGGAAGCUGUUGAACUGUAUAGUUUACAGAGAUGCAUGUACAGUUAAAAAGAAUGAAAUGAUUUGGGUGCAUUGUUUCUUAGGUCAAACUGUGUAGUUUUGACCAAUCAACAGAUCAAUGUAAUAGUUAUAAUAUAAACCUAAGCAAGAAAUUGAAUAUUCUAUUUUGUGAAUUUAAACAUGCACGUCUCGCAAUAUUUGCAUAUUUUCACUGCAGAAUUAUUUAGGUUAUGGAGAUGCAAAAAAGUAUUUUUUUUUAAAUUCUCAUUGGGGGUUAAAUUAUUAAAUAAUUUGGGCACACGGCUUUGAAUGCCUUGUACAAGAGGUUAAUAGAAGACAAUUAGAAUCGUUUUAUUUUAUUUUUUAUGAGUAGAUCACGAGUGUAAAGCAGCCAAGACACAGCAUUUAACCAGUAGAGAGAACCAUAUUUUAUUUUUGAAUGUCUGAAAGCAUUGAAACUUAAAACCAUUGAGCAAUUGUCAAAAAUACUGGAAGCUUUUUUUAUUGUCAUUGUUUUUCAAUUAAAUUUCACAAAUGAAAUGUUUUUAGCCCAUUUUUCUGUUUCUGUCUAAAUAUCAAUGUUUAAAUCGAGUAGUACAUUUGUGAAUAUGGUACAAGCUUGUUUUCUAGCGUUAUGAUUUAACCAACUGGGAAACUCGGCUGGCAUUGUAAUCAGUGGUGUGUGUCAAGUCUUUUUACAUUUAGCAGACGCCCUUAUCCAGAGCAAUUAGCGUUAAGUGCCUUGCUCAAGGGCACAGACUGAUGUUUCAUCUAGUCUGCUCGAACCAGAGACCAUUCGGUUAUUGACCCAAUGCGCUUAACCACUAGACUAUGAACCGCCCACCUGUUGUACACCUGUCGCUUACCCGCAGUCAGAACCUGGACCGACCAGAAGGGGGAGCUAUCUUCACAAAUAUGAUUUAUCUGAGAGCUCCUACAUAAAAUGAGUUACAUGUGCAUUAGAUUAUGCAGAGACAUUCUGUCUAGGAAAGGUGUUUUGAAGGACUGCAAAAUAGACCGUUGGUCUUUCGUAUGUAUGGUUCUUGCUAUUGUCUCCUUCCAUGGUCGGGCCAAGGUAUGUCGACACCCUCAAGAAGGAUUAACUAGAUGGACCAUCGCCUCCAAAGACCCUCAUUCUCAGGGUUGACACCUUCAACUGUUAAUGUCCCUAUGUGAUGUGUCUCUGUUCUCUAUUAGCCCCAAGCAUUAAACAAUGUCUCUGGUGAUGUGCAUCACUAUGGUGUGAAGUAGGCUGCUUCAAACUGCUAAGCUCUCAUUGUUUCCCACUAUUUACACCUCUUGUAUGUUAAUAGAAAUCAGGAUAAGUGUUCUGUAGUUCGAGGGGGUCUGUGGAAGUGCAGGUUGAGGGUUUCUAUUGUAAUUUACUAUUGGCACUAAUUUUGCUGAUGAACUUAUUUGAGGAAAAAUGUACUUACAAAGAUUGUGGUUGCCUCACCUAGCUAUUUUAAGAUGAAUGCACUGAUUGCACGUUGCUCUGGAUAAGAGCGUCUGACAAAUGCAUUGCAAGAAAUCUGAUGUUUUGUGGAUAUCCCUCUGAAUAUAUAAACCAAGACAAUUACAUUUUUGAACCCAGUCAUUAUAAAUUGUACUUAAUUCAUGGACAAGCUACUAUAAACUAAAUGAUUUUCA
Salvelinus namaycush (lake trout) is the source of this 5368-nucleotide messenger RNA. It is a transcript of the gene prdm15, whose product is annotated as PR domain containing 15. The coding region runs from base 65 to 3484 and encodes 1139 amino acids. Gene Ontology annotation, molecular function: protein binding. The record is from RefSeq and is a predicted model, not a curated record. NCBI's taxonomy places the organism in Eukaryota, Metazoa, Chordata, Actinopteri, Salmoniformes, Salmonidae. Gene Ontology annotation, cellular component: nucleus. The transcript has 25 exons.